Molecule: messenger RNA, 1056 nt
Organism: Ostrinia furnacalis (Asian corn borer)
Lineage: Eukaryota; Metazoa; Arthropoda; Insecta; Lepidoptera; Crambidae
Gene: geminin
Product: geminin DNA replication inhibitor
Exons: 5
Coding region: 170-676 (168 amino acids)
Biological process (GO): regulation of DNA replication
Source: RefSeq, a predicted model, not a curated record
CUUGACAGCCGCCGCUGGCUGUCAGUGUCAAAUUUUUAAGAGAAUUUGUCUGGACGCGGUUAUUGUUUUUGCGAGUGAUUCGGGUUGGAUCGUAAUAAAUACCCUUUUAAUCGGGCCUAUACAUCAGGAUAAGGAAUUUCAUUUGUUUGCGCAUUGAAGAAUAUUAAAAAUGAGUUCCCAAGAGGAGUCUACGAGGGUUACGAGGAGAUCUCUUAAAACCCUCCAGCAUACAGCCAGUGAUCGUGAAAACUUAGUGGGUAGACCAUCAAAAAGUUUGAAGCAUCAACUCUCUCAGGAACCUUCUGUGGAUAUUGAAGUCAAGCGUAAGAAUUUGUCAACCAAAGAAACCCAAGCAGAUCUAGACACCAAAGUGUCCAUUGAUGACCUUACAAACCCGGAAGGUGCCUCAGAGAAAUACUGGAAAAUAUUAGCUGAGAAGAGACAACAAGCUUUACAAGAAGCACUUGAUGAAAAUGAAAAGCUGCUUAAAAUUAUUGAUGACCUAAAAGAGGAAAACAGAGCAACUAAGCAAAUGCUGGAAGAAGCCAAUAGCUUUAUUGAAGUUGUAAAGGAGGAGUUGGCCAAUGACAACAAUGACACAGGCAUAGAUGUGAAUGAUGUCAGCACUGCUGACGAAACUGAUGAUCAGUCUAAACCUGAAACUGAUAAUAACUAGUGAUUAGUAAAAGCACUGAAAAUAAUUAGUUUUAAUUUUCUUACUUUAUUUAAUUUUUCAAUGAACUGCAGGGGCAAAAAGGUAUUUUCAUGUGAAAUGAAGCUAUUUUAUUCUGCCCCUUUUUUGUCUAUUAUAAUUUAGUUAAUAACUUCUUAUUUGUCACUAUAGAUGACGUUUUAGAACCUCAUAACAUAAAACUUUAAGUUUGCCAAAGUAUGUGUAAACUUUUAAUAUAUUCACUUUUCAAUAGUUUUCAUAACGUUUAAGACUAAACAAGUAAGUGCCUUACAUACCUACAUAGUUUUUAUUAUUACAAUAAAUCUAUUCUACUUAGCCUCUCGUCUAUUGCAGUUUACUUCUUUUUUGUUAAGGUUUAAUGU